This is a messenger RNA of Aspergillus caelatus, 1188 nucleotides long. Its product is annotated as glutathione S-transferase family protein. The coding region runs from base 126 to 938 and encodes 270 amino acids. The transcript is spliced from 3 exons. NCBI's taxonomy places the organism in Eukaryota, Fungi, Ascomycota, Eurotiomycetes, Eurotiales, Aspergillaceae. The record is from RefSeq and is a predicted model, not a curated record.
UUGCAACCUCCAAUAUAUUCAACCCUAAUACCCCAUCCAUCUCCAUCUGGGGCAAAAAAAAAAAGAAAAAAAAAGAGGAAAUAAAGAAAGAAAUCUUAACGCCUAUACCCAAUAUAUCAAUCAAAAUGUCCUCAGAUACAGCCCCAACACUCCUGACCCUCUACCGCGGCCUCCCAGGCACAGGAGCCUACAGCUGGUCCCCAUUCGUAAUUAAACUGGAAACCCGCCUGCGCUUCGCUGGCAUACCUUACCGCGUGGAAGCAGGCUCUGUACGCAACGCACCCCGAGGCAAAGUGCCCUAUAUCUCUAUCCCGGCAGAGAGCCUUUAUGAGGAUGGAAGCAAAUCAGCCCCACCGGUCGUUAUGGGCGAUUCGACCAUGAUCACGAAGACAUUUAUUGAGAAGGGGUUGACGAAGGAUUUCAACGCGAAGCUCUCGGGAUCACAGAAGCUCCAGGAUAUCGGGCUGAUAGCGUUGUUGGAGGAUAAGUUGUAUUGGUAUAACGGAUACGAAAAAUGGGUGCUGAACUACUAUACCAUGCGGGACGUGAUUCUGGCGGCAUUGCCUUGGCCUGUCCGUGUCGUGGUAGGUCUCAUGGCCUACAACAAAGUCACGCGUACUCUUACCGGCCAGGGGACGAUGCGUUUCUCGACAGAGGAGAUCAGUUCCUUAGCCCAGGAGAUCUGGGAGCGGAUCAAUGGUGCGCUUAUCGAGGCGAGAUCGCGACAUGUUGAACGGGGAGGACAAGGUCCGUUCUGGGUUUUGGGUGGUGAGGAACCGACUGAGGCUGAUGCGGCGCUUUUUGGGUUUAUUGUUUCAGGGUUGGUUUGUUAUGCGGCGCCCCAGACGCAGAAGCUUAUUCGGGGAUAUCCGGCGGUGGUGGAUUAUGCUCGGCAGAUUCAUGAUAAAUAUUUCCCUGACUACGCACUUUGGGCGUGAAGGUUCACAUCGAGUGCCUAGCGGCUUCAUCAUGUAGAUGGUGGGGAACCAAGAAGCAGUGUCUUUCGGGCCAAGCAUAGACCUCGUGGUGAACGGAGGGUUGCCAUGGCAUAAACACUUCCACAGACUAGUCAAUAUCCAAAGCGGUUCAUCACAUAUUUAGCUGAUCACACGUAUCAAAGUUCAUGCCCGUGGGAGUCUCAGUGAAUGAGAAGACCUAGAUAUUGGAAAACUACAAAGGUUUUAUUGC